AUGCCCAGCUCCCAAAGUGGCUUCACAGAGCUCUUUCAUCCCUUCACCCCUCCCCCACCCCAAGAGACACAAGUCCGUCCUCCGGCUGGAGACAGGGCUGCGCAGUGGGACAUCUUCAGCGUCAGGAUGUGCACGGACACUUCCACAAGUCUGAGCCACAGAGGGAGGUGGAGGCACGCAGAGCCUUUAUAUGGAGAAAGCGUGGGGCAGAACAGCCGGCAGCAGCGCACACAGCGCCCCUCGCUCAGCCCUGUGGCUGAGGUCACCCUGAUGUACGUCCUUCACCCGGAAGCAGAUGCAGAGGCGACGGCAGCACAGCUCCUCACUGCACUGCUUUUGCGUUCGGACAGGACUUGGCCUGAUGGGAAACUCCUCCCUUCUCUGUCUGUACAACUUCACUUUGCUCACUGGACAUCACUUGAGGCCCACGGAUUGAUUCUUUAUCAACUGGUCUUGGCCAAUUUGGUGGUUCUUUUCUCCAAAGGUGUCCCUCAGACACUGGCAACUAUGGGAUGGGAACAUUUCCUGGACGAUGCUGGGUGCAAACUUGUCUUCUACUUUUACAGAGUGGGCACUGGAGUGUCCUUCAGUACCGCCUGCCUCUUCAGUGGCUUCCAGGCCAUUAAGCUCAACCCCCAUUUUUGUAAGUGGAUGGAACUCAAGAUCAGAUCCCUGAGGUUUACUGCCUUCUGCUGUUUCAUGUGCUGGAUCCUACAUCUCUCAAUAAACUCAUUUCUUCCUUUGAUAGUGAAUGGUCCACUGAGUAAGAAAAAUCUCAGCAGAGAAAACAAUGACUAUUGUUCUUGGAUAAUGCCACAAGAAUAUAGCCUAUUAUAUUCCGUCUUAUAUUUUUUCCCUAACUUAAUGAGUCUCAUCCUCAUGACCUGGGCCAGCGGCUCCAUGGUCUUGCUCCUGCACAGGCACAGGCAGCGUGUCCAGCACAUCCGCAGCCACAGCCUCUCCCCGAGGCCUUCCCACGAGGCCAGAGCCACACGCACCAUCCUGGUCCUGGUGAGCUCCUUCGCUACCUUGUAUUCAGUCUAUAUUAUUUUGACCAUUUGGAUGACUCUGCUCACAAAUCGCGGCCAGUGGUCAGUGAACGGCUCUGUGCUUGUGGCCUCGUGCUUCCCGGCGUUCAGUCCCUUUGCGCUCCUUGUCAGUGCCUGCAGGAUCUCCCAGUGCUGCCUGGCCUGCAGGGAGUAG
Messenger RNA from Octodon degus (degu), 1203 nucleotides. RefSeq names its product vomeronasal type-1 receptor 1-like. Gene Ontology annotation, biological process: G protein-coupled receptor signaling pathway. Lineage: Eukaryota; Metazoa; Chordata; Mammalia; Rodentia; Octodontidae. The record is from RefSeq and is a predicted model, not a curated record. Gene Ontology annotation, molecular function: pheromone receptor activity. Gene Ontology annotation, cellular component: membrane.